Molecule: messenger RNA, 1767 nt
Organism: Apiotrichum porosum
Lineage: Eukaryota; Fungi; Basidiomycota; Tremellomycetes; Trichosporonales; Trichosporonaceae
Exons: 3
Coding region: 1-1767 (588 amino acids)
Source: RefSeq, a predicted model, not a curated record
AUGUCGCCCGCCAGCAAGGACCAGCUCCAGUCGCAGGCGUCCACUCGCCUCAAGCACCAUGCAUCCCAGCUCAACAGCCGUCACAGGAACCCCAACGCACUCAAGUUCCAGGCCAAGCCUCCCCCCGGUCUCCCUGUCCACAUCACACCGCUCAACCCAGUCCAGUUCCUUCUGCGCUCUGCCCUCAUUCGUCCUCGUAGGGUAGCCCUCAAGCACCCGGGAAUUGGUGUCGAAUGGACCUACGCCGAGUGGGCCAUGCGCGUUUGUGCGCUCGCGUACGGUCUCAAGGCCAAGGGUAUCAAGCGCGGCGACCGUGUGGGUAUCAUCUGCCCCAACGUGCCCAUGAUCCUCGACCUCAUCCAGGCCCUGCCUGCCAUCCACGCGGUCAUUGUCCCUCUCAACAUCCGUCUCACCAAGCCCGAGGUCAACUACAUUCUCGAUCACUCUGGCUGCAAGCUGCUCGUGGUCGACCACGAGUUCAAGCACCUUGCCGCCGACUUCAAGGGCGAGGUCAUCGUCUCAAACGACACGGGUGGCCGUGACCCUACCGACCCCUACGAGAUUCUGAUCGAGUCCGGCCAGCACGACGCCGACACUCUCGGAUGGCAGGAGCUCGAGCUCAUCGACAAUGAAGACGCUAACCUUUCGAUUUGCUACACAUCAGGCACGACAGGAUCUCCAAAGGGAGUUGUCGGGACGUUUAGGGGGACGUACUUGGCAGCUAUGGCCAACGCGAUGGAAUCCAAGCUCGAUUUUGAGUCCAACUACCUCUGGAUUUUGCCGGCUUUCCACGCCCUGGGGUGGACUUUCCCCUUUGCCGUCACAGCCGCCACAGCCGGACAAGUUUGCCUCCGCAGCGUUGGUGAUUAUAGCGAAGUGUGGCAAAGUAUCCUGAGGGACAAGAUCAGCACUAUCUGUAUGGCUCCAACUGUGGCCAUCGGAAUCAUCAACAGCUCUUGGGCUCGUCCAGUUCCCCACGCUAUCCGUGUGCUUCUUGCGGGUGCAGCUCCGUCUGCCUUCCUCAUCAAGACGCUGGAGACGAAGCUCAACAUCCGCGUAGUCCACGUCUAUGGCCUUACCGAAACGUACGGUCCCUUCACUACCUGUAUCCAGCACCCCGAGUGGGACACCGAACUGGACGAGGAGGAGUUCUUCAGGCGCAAGGCAAUGCAGGGUCACGCGUUCGUUACCGCGGAGGAAGCCCGUAUCGUCGACCAUGAGGGUUCCAACAAGGAUGGCCUCGUCGACGUGACCCCCAACGGCAACCAGGUCGGCGAGAUUGUCAUGCGUGGCAACAUUGUCAUGAAAGAGUACUGGAACAACCCCGAGGAGACUGCCAAGGCCUUUGAGGGCGGAUUCUUCCACUCUGGUGACCUCGCCGUUCGCAUGCCCUACGGCAUGAUCUCUGUCCAGGAUCGCUCCAAAGACAUUAUCAUCUCGGGCGGCGAGAACGCCUCGUCGCUCUCCAUCGAGAGUGUCAUCUACCAGCACCCCGAUGUCCUUGAGUGCGCCGUUGUCGCUCGUCCGCACGAGAAGUACGGCGAGCGUGCCCACUCGUUUGUCAUCCUCCGCCCGACCGCCACUUCCAAGUGGCAGAACAACGCGGACGGCUUUGCUGUCGACCUCAAGAGCUUUGUCAGGCCCUUGCUCCCCGGUUUUGCGCGUCCAGAGUGGGUCGAGAUUGUUGCGGACCUGCCCAAGACGUCGACCGGCAAGAUCCAGAAACACGAGCUGCGUAAGCGCUUCCCCAAGAUCAUCCCUGGUUAG